AUGGAUUUGAUGGACACAGCUCCUGAAACCUUGAAGACAGCGCUGUCUGCUCCGCUCCCCGAUUCUGAAGAUAAGAGCUCCACCGCCCCUCAGCCACGCGGACGAAACGGGAAACAGAAGAGGAGCGCAACAGCCGCGACGUCCGCUGUUCGCAGCUCGCCGAUCGAGAAGAGGGCCAAGCAAGAUUUCAUCCCUGACGCCGAUGGUUUUGUCCCGGCCCGGCGCACUGCAAGACGCAUGCAGUCUUCGACGACGCUUCCAACUGCCGUCGCCAACUCAGUCGACGCGCUCGCUGACGCGCCGGACCAGCUGCCGCGCGAUCCUGCGCCGAAGAAAGACUCCCAUCUUCCGCCGGUGGUCCUCCAGUUUCGGCCGCCCUAUGGGGAACUGCAGAAGUUGUUGCGCAGCUGGACAACGGCCGUGUACACCGUGAAGCCAGCCGGGCGUGACUCUUAUCGUGGGUGUGAGGUGUGGAAGCGUGCCAUCGCUCGCCAACGUGGCCACACACCAGCGCCACGUCCGAAGAAGCCAGCAACGAGACGGCCCGGCGUCUCUUUCGCGGCGGUAACGUCAGGGGCGCCUUCCGCCAUCCCGGCUGCGUCGGCUGCUCCUGCCCCUGCCACAUCCGAGGCCGUGCCGACACCUGAGGCUCCUGCGCCUCCACCACAGCUGCUAGUGGCGGACCCGGGUACUGCCUCUCCCAGGACGUCGGCCGGACCGCGCCCCGCCAACCGCCGGCGCGGGGGUCACCGCCACAUGGGUGCCCAGCGCUCAGCACCGUCAGUCGAGCAGCCCCAAGUGGACUCUCACAGCGAAGCAGCCACGCCUCCCCCUUUCAGCGACGGGGCCGCGCCGGCUGCCUCCACCGCUGACCUGGCCAACCUCGUCGCGCCGCUCACUGCCCUGGUGACCAGUGCUACGAAGUUGAUUGAAGUCCUGUCGUAG
Schistocerca piceifrons (Central American locust) is the source of this 945-nucleotide messenger RNA. Its product is annotated as translation initiation factor IF-2-like. Lineage: Eukaryota; Metazoa; Arthropoda; Insecta; Orthoptera; Acrididae. The record is from RefSeq and is a predicted model, not a curated record. The coding region runs from base 1 to 945 and encodes 314 amino acids. The transcript is spliced from 2 exons.